Molecule: messenger RNA, 3796 nt
Organism: Radiomyces spectabilis
Lineage: Eukaryota; Fungi; Mucoromycota; Mucoromycetes; Mucorales; Radiomycetaceae
Exons: 3
Coding region: 138-3671 (1177 amino acids)
Biological process (GO): copper ion homeostasis; monoatomic cation transport
Cellular component (GO): membrane
Molecular function (GO): copper ion binding; ATP binding; ATP hydrolysis activity
Source: RefSeq, a predicted model, not a curated record
CUCUUUUCCUUAUUAAUUUAUUAUUUUUUUUUCCCUUUUUUCUUUUCUUUUCUUUGCCUUUUCCCCGUAUUUUGGAUUUUCUUAGUUUAUCUCAUCUUCAGUUUUAACCUCUUCCCAACUUUGUAUGGAGAUCCUUGAUGACGAUCGAUAAUGCAGCAGUAUCCACUCCUCACAAUGCGUGGGCGACUCUUCAGCCGUCGAUUGAGGGCAUGACUUGUCAGUCAUGUGUGAAAUCCAUCACCAAAGCAUUGUCUGGUUUACCUGGAUUACAAUCCAUUCAGGUGAGCUUGGAAAACGAAAACGCCGUCAUCAUCUACGACCCGACAGUAUUGGAUCGCGCCACCAUCGUUACAGCUAUCGAGGACUGCGGUUUCGAUGUACCCCAUAUCGAUGACGAUUGCCACGCUACCGAUAAUCAAAUGGUCACGACAGUUUUACCCGUCAUUGGCAUGACUUGCCAAUCUUGUGUCAGAUCGAUUACUCAAGCUCUCCAGUCGCUUCCGGGCCUGGAUUCCGUCAACGUCAGCUUGGAAAAUGAACAAGCAACGAUGGUGCAUGACCCUAGUCUGCUUUCUCGCCAACAAUUGAUUGAUGCUAUUGAAGACUGUGGAUUCGACGUUCCCGUCAAUGCGCCCGUAUCCGCCAAAUCUCCCAAAGAAGAUUCUCCGUUAUUAUCCGCAAUCAAAGAACCCGCCAUCAUUUCUCUCGGUGCAGAAAAUGUCCAAUGCAUUCAACUGGAAGUCAGAGGAAUGACGUGCGCAAGUUGCGUCAACAGUAUCGAAAAAUCAUUGGGAGCCGAACCCGGUAUUCUGUCCGUCAAAGUGGCGUUGUUAGCCGAACGCGCCACGGUCGAGUACGAUCCUGAUAUUAUUGCCGAUGAAGAGGCCAUCGCCGAAAUGAUCAACGAUAUCGGUUUUGAAGCGCGGGUGAUUCAGCGAAAGCAGCAUGAUUGUUUACAGCUUCAAGUGUUUGGUAUGACCUGUGCGUCAUGUGUUCACAGCAUUGAGCGCGGAAUUUCAGCUUUGCCGGGUGUCUUGUCCGUCUCCGUGAAUUUAAUGACCGAAAUGGCGAAAAUUGAACACGAUGCCACGGUAAUUGGCGCACGCACCAUUGUAGAAACCAUUGAACAACUCGGGUUCAAUGCGCUUGUAGCCGACAAUACCAAAAGCUCGCAGUUGGAGAGUCUUUCGAAAGUGCGUGAAAUCCAGGGUUGGCGUCGCGCGUUUUUGCGCAGUCUUUUCUUUGCUAUCCCAGUAUUUGUUAUUGCCAUGGUUUUACCCUCGUUUGGCUGGUCCAUCACUUCCCUGACACUUUUGCCCGGUCUCUAUUUGACCGAUUUACUGCAAUUGAUUCUUACCAUCCCCGUGCAGUUCGGUAUUGGAGGUCGGUUCCUCACAUCAGCCUAUCGUUCCAUUCGUCACGGCGCGCCCACCAUGGACGUCCUCGUAUCGAUCUCCACAUUAGCCGCUUUUAUUUUCUCCGUCUUUUCCAUGGUGCGUUCGGUCCUGUCUCCAUCGGAUCAGCGACCCACCAUCUUUUUCGAAACGUCGACCAUGCUCAUCUCGUUCAUUCUCCUCGGAAGAUACUUGGAAAACAUGGCCAAGGGCCAAUCGUCGACGGCGUUAUCCAAACUCAUGAACCUGACCCCUUCCACGGCAUUGAUGCUCGUCACCGACAAUACCACCCAAGAAGUGAUUAGCGAAAAACGUAUCCCGUCCGAAUUGAUCCAACAAGACGAUUUGCUCAAGAUUGUGCCCGGUGAUAAAAUUCCCACCGACGGUAUUGUGCAUUCAGGGUCCUCGACCGUGGAUGAAAGUAUGGUCACCGGAGAAGUGGAUGCGGUGCCGAAGAAAGUCGGAGACCCAGUGAUCGGUGGCACUGUGAAUGGUUUGGGCGCCUUUGUCAUGAAAGCCACGCGCGUCGGAGCCGAUACUGCGCUUAGUCAGAUUGUGAAAUUGGUGGAAGAUGCUCAAGUGAGCAAAGCACCUAUUCAAGGAUUUACCGAUCAAGUGGCCGGAUAUUUCGUGCCGAGCGUGAUUGUCCUGGGUGUGGGCACAUUGGCGGUCUGGUCGAUUCUCGUCGGCGUGUUUGGCGUGGAACAUAUGCCGUCCAUGUUGCAAAUGGAAAUCCGGGAGGAUGGCAACGGCAACUGGUUCUUUGUCUGUCUGAAGCUUUGUAUCAGUGUCAUUAUCGUGGCGUGUCCAUGUGCGCUUGGUCUUGCCACUCCUACGGCGGUGAUGGUCGGCACCGGUAUUGGCGCCGAAAACGGCGUUCUCUUCAAAGGCGGCGCGGUUUUGGAAAACGGUCAAAAAGUGAACAAGGUGGUGUUUGACAAGACCGGUACAUUGACCACGGGCAAGUUGACCGUGGCCGAGUAUGAAAACUGGACGGCUGAUCUGAGCGCGGAGCAUAUGCUGGUUUUAGCGGCAGUGGCGGAAUCCGGUAGUGAGCAUCCUUUGGGUCGCGCGGUGGUAACAAAAGGAAAAGAAAUCACCGGUUUGGAUGCCCUCGAUCGCUUGGCCCACGUCACGGAUUUCAAGAGUGCCACGGGUCUGGGCAUUGAAUGCCACAUUACCCUGACGCCCGAAGCCGCUUCCCUGGUCACGGAUCCUUCUCUGAAACAGUCGCUUCACAGUCUGGUUGGUCAAACGCAUGCCGUCGUCAUUGGCAAUCGCACCUGGUUAGAAGGCCAUCACGGAAUCCACAUCCAAGCACAAGACAUGGUCAGUUACGAGCAGCAAGUAUCUCAAGGCCAUUCAUGCAUCUUGAUCGGCUGGCACGGUGUCGCUGCCGGGUGUAUCUCUUUGGCCGACACGAUCAAACCGGAAUCUCGACGCGUGGUCGCCACGCUUCACAAAAUGAACAUUCACACAGCCAUGGUGACGGGAGACAACGUGUUGACCGCGAAAUACAUUGCAGCUCAAGUCGGUAUCACCGAAAUUCACGCCGGUGUCUCACCCAACGGUAAAACACAGCUGGUGCAACGCAUGCAAGCACAGCCUUUUUACGGGUCGUCUGGAUUCUUUCAACGCUGCCUCGGAAAACGUAGUUCGGGAGCUCAGCGCACGGUGGUCGCCAUGGUAGGCGAUGGUAUCAACGAUUCACCAGCGUUGGCUGCCGCCGAUUUUGGUAUUGCGCUUUGCAGCGGUACGGAUAUCGCCAUGGAAGCGGCGGAUUGUGUGUUGAUGCGCAACGACUUGUCCGACGUGGUAGCGGCUUUGGACCUUUCUCGGUGCAUUUUCCGACGAAUUCGAUACAACUUGUUGUGGGCCUGCAUCUACAACGUCAUUGGUAUUCCAUUGGCCAUGGGUGUGUUCAUGCCCUGGGGUUAUCACCUGCACCCGAUGCUAGCCGGUCUUGCCAUGGCCGCCAGUUCGACGAGCGUCGUCGUCAGCAGUCUGCUUUUGAAAUGGUUAUGGCGCAAACCGGCCUUGGUCGAUGCCAUGGAUACCGAUAUCUCGACUUCCCACGUCGCUUUAGAUGUGUUCACGCCGACAGACGACCUCGGUUCUCAUGCUCCACCGUCCAAAGGAUUCGCAUUCCGUCUUCGUAGUAUGAUCAAUCGUCUUACGGGGCGCUCGGAUUAUCACGUUGUCGCUUCCAACGAUCACUCCAACGCCUACGAUUUAGAGGCCAUGCGACUGUUACCCUCCUCCCCUACCUCACCUUAAAGACUAAUUCAUUAUUACUAUUUCAUCAUCCCCCACAUCUUCAUUUAUUUCAUCUUUCCUUGCAAUACUCAUUCAUCAUCCAAGUAUCCUUUAAUAAAUAAUCGAUACAGUCAUUUCAGAAAGCA